UUUAUCACGAACCGGUCCGGUCCCGACCCCAGUUGCUGGAACUAAAACCAAAAUCGCGAAUCACGCCGGGCGCGCACAUUAGAAAGAUCCCUAGUCACCUCUCUCGUCGAACAAGCGGGAGUCUGCAAGAGUUGCUACCCUCUGUUCCCUUCACUUUGAUCUCUCAGGACAGAGAGAGAGAGAGAGUGAAUGAAGAGGAGAUGAGCAGCAGAGAAUGAAGAAGCCAGCGCUGGUUAGGGCAUUUUCAGAAGCCCUAACCCUAGUCCGCUCCACUUAUCUCCUCACUCGGCCAUUUUCCUCUGCAACACCAUCGACCUUCUCUGUGAAGAAAGUCACGAAAACCAACUUCGAGUCCGCACUCGAAGAUCUCCGUCGCCAUGUCCGAGACGCUGACUUUGUCUCCUUCGACCUCGAAAUGACUGGAGUUACCAGCGCGCCGUGGCGGGACUCCUUCGAAUUCGACCGCUUCGAUGUCCGGUACCUCAAAGUGAAGGACUCUGCCGAGAAGUUUGCCGUCGUUCAGUUCGGCGUUUGCCCCUUUCGUUGGGAUGCUUCCAAGGAAUCAUUUGUUGCUCAUCCCAGGCAUAACUUUUAUAUAUUUCCUCGCAAAGAGCUUACGGUUGAUGGUCCAGCUUAUGAGUUCCUCUGCCAGACAUCCUCAAUUGACUUCUUGGCUAAGCAUCAAUUCGAUUUCAAUGCCUGUAUACAUGAAGGAAUAUCUUAUUUAUCCAGAGCACAAGAAGCUGAAUCAUUGCGUUGCUUGAAUUUGGCACAUGGUGGUGAGAUAUCUAAUUCAGGAUCUCACUUGGAGGAUUUCAAAGACAUACCAUUGGUCAGAACUGCAGAUAUUCUGUUCACUGAGCGGAUGAAGAACAGAUUCAGUGAAUGGCGUGAUGGGUUAUUAUGCAGCACAACUAGGCAAUCUCAACUGGAGGGGCAGAUAAAGGAUUCAAAACAACAACUUCAGACAGUGUUCUUCAAGAUGCGCCCAGCUCUUACAUUGAAUGGAUUCACUUCUCAUCAAUUGAGAUUGAUUCAGCUGGUCAUAAGAAAGCAUUUCAAAGAUCUUGCUUAUGUUCGUGUGUAUGGAGACGACUCCUCUGAACAAAAACUAGUAGUGUACACAGAUUCUGAGGAUGAUAAGGAUUUGCUAUUGAAACAUUUAAAAGACGAGUUUUUUGAGCAAAAAGAGAGAAAGGUUAAAAAUGCAUUAGGCUUUCGCCAAGUUAUCGAUCUCCUUUCCUCGGAGAAGAAGCUGCUUGUUGGUCACAAUUGUUUCUUAGAUAUUGCACAUAUAUACAACAAAUUUUUUGGUCCACUUCCUGCAACUGUAGAAGAGUUUGUAUCCUCUGUUCAUGAGAACUUCCCAUACAUCAUUGACACAAAGCACCUCUUGAAUGUUGAAAGUGUAAUUCAGCAUCUGAUGAAGAAGAAAAGCACAUCAUUAUCUUCAGCCUUUUCCCUUUUAUGUCCACAGAUUGCUUUCGCUUCCAGAAGUUCUGCUUUGGCUUCUCACCCCUUUGUGAAAGUUGAGGUUCAAGUGGACGAAAUGAGGUCCUCCAACUGGAAUUCUGGUGCCAAGCAUGAAGCUGGCUAUGAUGCUUUUAUGACUGGGUGCGUCUUUGCCCAGGUUUGCAGGCAUCUAGAUAUUAACUUCCAGGUCCUUUCCCUGCCCACAGAAUUGGUUAACAGUGAGAAGCUCCAGAAGCAUAUAAACCUUCUAUACCUCAGCUGGAACAAUGGAGAUGUCAUCAAUCUGAGCAGUAGAGACAUUUCCUCACAAUCUUUUGUUUCUCAUAACCACAUACGACGAUACCCGAAGAUUGUCUUUUCAAAUAUUGUCUUAAUCUGGGGAUUCCCUUCCAAGCUCAAGCCAGGAGAGUUAAGAGAGUGUGUCACUAAAGUAUUUGGUCCAGGUUCUGUCACCUCCAUCUACUACUUGGACAAAACUGCCGCAUUUAUUCAGUUUAACAAAGAAGAAUUUGUGUUUGAUUUCCUUGUCUUGAAGGAAACGUUGGAAAGAAAUAAUGAUCCAAUCUCGAUUUUGCACCCUCUCUCUAAGCUAUUGGAAGGUGGGAAGACUGGUGCUGCCACUUAUGAGGUUUAUAAAGAGAUUUGUAGAUCUUCCAUUUCUCAAGUAUUAUUUGCAGAUCAGGCCCAAGAGGUUGGUGUUAGUCUGAAGUCUGAAGUAGUGGAAUCAAGGGAGGAAGUGGGCAAUCAAGAAUUUCAUAGUUUGGGUAGAGGAACUGGAACUCAGAAGUCUAAUUCCAAAAUUUCUUCCAAAUUGUAUGGUCCAUAUCACCAUCUUUCAUCUGAUAAGGUUAUGGAUGCUUUGUAUGUAGCCGAAUCUAAUAUUGAAGAAAAACGAGCUAUAACUGCUAAUUUGUAAGUCAUCACUCGAUAAUUCAUUUAUUCUCUUGUAUUUUUAUUUAUCAGGCAAGUUCAAGGCCAGAAGCAUGGUCUUGCAGUAA
This is a messenger RNA of Nelumbo nucifera (sacred lotus), 2471 nucleotides long. Lineage: Eukaryota; Viridiplantae; Streptophyta; Magnoliopsida; Proteales; Nelumbonaceae. The record is from RefSeq and is a predicted model, not a curated record.